This is a messenger RNA of Cutaneotrichosporon oleaginosum, 1281 nucleotides long. RefSeq lists its product as uncharacterized. Gene Ontology annotation, cellular component: cytoplasm. The record is from RefSeq and is a predicted model, not a curated record. NCBI's taxonomy places the organism in Eukaryota, Fungi, Basidiomycota, Tremellomycetes, Trichosporonales, Trichosporonaceae.
CUUCUCCUCACCUCACACACAAUGCCCAUCCCCGCCGUCUCCCUCGCAGGCAAGCAGGUCGGCAAGGUCGGCCUCGGCCUCAUGCAGCUGACAUGGACGCCGUCGCCGCCGCCCGACGACGUCUCCUUCGCGGCGAUGAAGGCCGCCGCAGACGCGGGCGCGACGACAUGGUCCAGCGCCACGUUUUACGGCAACGGCGCGCCUGGCGAGACCGGCGCCGCGUUCGACAACCUCCGCCUCUUGGGGCGCUUCUUCAGAGCAUACCCCGAAUACGUGGGGCGCGUGCAGCUCGUCGUGAAGGGCGGGAUUGGGCCCGGCAUGGACAUCACGUCUGACCUCGCCUUCAACCGCCACCUGCUGGCGCACGCGCGCGAAUGCCUCGGCGUCCCGAUCGACGUGUACCUCCCCGCGCGCAUCCGGCCGGGCGCGGACCCCGUCGCCUUCUUCCGCGACUUUGACACGCUGCGGCGCGAAGGCCUCUUCGGCGCGCUCGGCGCGUCCGAGAUCUCGGCGGGCACGCUGGACAAGCUCGCGGCGGCGGGGAUCGAGAUCAGCGUGAUCGAGAUCGAAGUCAGCUUGUGGAGCUACGACGACGACGUGCGCGCAGUCCUCCAGUGGUCCGCGGAGCACGCUGUGCCCGUGUACGCGUACUCGCCGCUCGGACGCGGCUUCCUUACGCGCGCGUGGAAGACGCCCGAGGACGUGCCCGAGGGCAGCUUCCAGAAGCACAGCCCGCGCUUCCAGGGAGAGAACUUCUACAAGAACCUCAAGCUGGUCGAUGUGCUCGAUGAGAUGGCCGCGCGGCGGGGACUGACUACCGCCCAGCUCGCUAUCGCUUGGGUCAGCGCCCUGGGGCCGUAUGUCGUGCCCAUCCCCGGAAGCAAGAAUGCCGAGCGCGCCAGGCAGAAUACCGAGGCCGCGAAUAUCGUCCUCAGCAAAGAGGAGAUGGAGCAGAUCGACGAGAUCAUCCGCCAGUUCCCGCCCAGCGGGGGGCGAUACCCCGAGGACCACAGCGGGGCUCUGAUGCAGUAGGCCAGGGCUGUUGAUGAGCUGUAGAAACAAAUGUCAUUAGUUGACCAGCGAGGCGAUGCUAGUCACGCCCAAGCCAGCCGGCCAAUGCAUAUGCUCUCCUCUAGUCUAACUGUUAGAUCUCGCCGUAGCCGCCGUCCUUGAAGACCUUGGACUCGCGCUCGACAAUGUCCUCGAGCGCCUUGAGCCACGCCUGGAGCUUGGCCAUGACCACGUCCUGGGGCUCGCCAAACUUGGGGUAGAAGUUGGCGC